This is a messenger RNA of Nerophis lumbriciformis (worm pipefish), 3241 nucleotides long. It is a transcript of the gene ackr3a, whose product is annotated as atypical chemokine receptor 3a. Gene Ontology annotation, biological process: angiogenesis; vasculogenesis; chemotaxis. Gene Ontology annotation, molecular function: chemokine binding; coreceptor activity; G protein-coupled receptor activity. Gene Ontology annotation, cellular component: membrane. The record is from RefSeq and is a predicted model, not a curated record. NCBI's taxonomy places the organism in Eukaryota, Metazoa, Chordata, Actinopteri, Syngnathiformes, Syngnathidae.
GAGAGUCACAUUCAUUCGUGGGAGGAAAGCCUUGAGUGGGGGGUGCACACGGUGGACUGGAUGCAAAACUAAAGUUAGCGGAGAAGCGCGCAGAGAAACAAGAAGAACCGAUAAAGAGGACCCCGCCCAUCGAGUCAGUGAGAUGAGUCUAAGCACCAGCGAGAUGGAGGACCUGUGGGAGUCCUUGGGCUACCUCAACUUCUCCGACUCCUUCGCCAACAUUUCCAGCGUGGACGCCACGGUGUGCGCUACGGCCUUCAACCGCAACGCCCUGCUCCACUCCAUGUGCGUCCUCUACACCUUCAUCUUCGUGGUGGGCCUGGCGGCCAACGCUCUGGUGCUGUGGGUCAACGUGCGCGCCCAGGGCGGCGACUCCGCCCCCCGCCACGAGACCCACACGUACAUCGCCCACCUGGCCGCGGCCGACCUGUGCGUGUGCGCCACGCUGCCCGUGUGGGUGAGCUCGCUGAUCCAGCACGGCCACUGGCCCCUGGGGGAGGUGGCGUGCAAACUCACGCACCUUCUCUUCUCCGUCAACCUCUUCGGGAGCAUCUUCUUCUUGGCUUGCAUGAGCGUCGACCGCUACCUGAGUGUGUCGCGGCACCGGGAGAACCAGGGCGGCAAGCGCAGGAAGAUGAUGCGGCGGGCGGUGUGUGUAGGGGUGUGGCUUCUGGCUUUGGUGGCCUCUUUGCCGGACACCUACUUCCUGCGUACAGUGAAGGCCUCACACGGGGACAGCAUGCUCUGCAGGCCCGUGUAUCCAGACGACAACCCCAGGGAGUGGAUGGUCGGCGUCCAGCUGAGCUUCAUCCUCCUGGGCUUCGUCCUCCCCUUCCCUGUGAUCGCCAUCUUCUACGUCCUGCUGGCCAGCGCCUUCGCCCGUGCGCCCUCGUCCUCGCCGUCCUCCACCGUGGAGCAGGAGCGCCGCGUGAGCCGCAGGGUGAUCCUGGCCUACAUCGUGGUUUUCCUGGGAUGCUGGGGGCCGUACCACGCCGUGCUUUUGGCCGACUCCCUCUCCCAGCUGGGCGUCCUGCCGCUGACCUGCGGCCUGGAGAACUUCCUGUACGUGGCCAUGCACCUCACCCAGUGCCUGUCCCUGCUACACUGCUGCUUCAACCCCAUCCUCUACAACUUCAUCAACCGGAACUACCGCUACGACCUCAUGAAGGCCUUCAUCUUUAAAUACUCCACGCGGACUGGCCUGGCGCGCCUCAUCGACACGUCCAACGUGUCCGACGCGGAGUACUCCGCCGUGGCCGCGGACAACCCGCCGCAGCUUUGAGAACCGGUUGAAAUCCUCUCAAUCCGAUCCCCGGUUUUCAUCAGGAUUCGUCACAUUUUGACAUGAAAUGACUUUUACAGACAAUCUGUUGCAAUUAAAUGGACGGACACCCAUCAAAUUGAUGGACUGAUUGUAAAAAAAAAAAAAAAAAAAAGAGCACUUAGGGAGCAGUUUCAUUCGCAUAAAGCAGGGGUGUCAAACUCAUUUUAAAUCAGGGCCACAUGGAGAAAAAUCUACUCCCACUGGUAAAAUCACGGCACAAUAACUUAAAAAUAAAGACAACUUCAGAUUGUCUUCUUUGUUUAAAAAUAGAACAAGCAUAUUCUGAAAUUGUACAAAUGAUAAUUUUGUUGCGGUUAAUAGUAUUCUAUCUUUAUUUGUCGUUAUUUAUACUUUCUGAAUACAAUAUGUUAUAAUGUUCAUCAAUCAACUCAUUGGUGUAAAUUUUCAAUCUAUCAAGUAAAAAAAAAAAUGGUAACACUUUAGUAUGGGGAACAUAUUCACCAUUAAUGAGUUGCUUAUUAAAGUAACAAAUACUUAAUUUAGAGUUAUUUGGACACUAGGGGAACAUGUAAAUAAUAAAUGAUAAAUGGGUUACACUUGUAUAGCCCUUUUCUACCUUCAAGGUACUCAAAGCGCUUUGACAGUAUUUCCACAUUCACCCAUUCACACACACAUUCACACACUGAUGGCGGGAGCUGUCAUGCAAGGCGCUAACCAGCAGCCAUCAGGAGCAAGGGGUGAAGUGUCUUGCCCAAGGACACAACAGACGUGACUAGGAUGGUAGAAGGUGGGGAUUGAACCCCAGUAACCAGCAACCCUCCGAUUGCUGGCACGGCCACUCUACCAACUUCGCCACACCGUAAGAGUUAGGGUUACUAAUAAGCAAUAAUUCUGAGGUUAUUGAGGGAAGACUCUUAGUUAAUGGCUUACUGGUUGUAUAUAAAGGCCAUGCAGAAUAAGGCAUUAGUAAGUACUUAAUAAUGACUAAUUAAGAGCCAAUAUGUUACCAAUUUGCAUGUUAAUAAGCAACUAAUUAAUGGUGAAUAUGUUCCCCAUACUAAAGUGUUACCAAAAAAAUAUAUCAAAAUCAAAUUACAGUAUGUUAUUUAUGUAGUUUGAUCAUUUUCCUCGACUGGUGUACUAACAUCAUGUGGUUUAUUUUGUACAUAUGUAGCAUCAUCUACAAAGAUACAAAUAAUUGCUAUUGCGACAUCCAGUGGACACAUUUAGAACAGCUGUUUCUUUCAUUCAAAAAUGUCAGGUUAAUUUUUAUACUUAGCAAACUCAUGCCGCGGGCCGGAUAAAACCUGUUCGCCGGCCUGAUCCGGCCCUCGGGCCGUACGUUUGACACCCCUGGUGUAAUCAUAUAAAUACUGUAGCGUUGCUCAUUUGAAAGGCCCCACCUUAUAUUUGUAAGGUCGUUUUGUAUGUAUGUGUGUUUAUAAUCAGGCGGGAAUUGAUUCUGUCUCGUCAGAAUGACAUCAAGUCAAUGUAUUUAUACUCGUUUAUAACCGCCGCACGGUUACGCCUCAUCCUUUCAGUGCACGCACUGGCGGGCUCCUUGUUCAAGUCCUGCUGUCACGCGUUAGGUAUGACAAAAAAAACCUCAUUACGUCAUCUCAGUUGAAUCCUUCAGACCAAAUUAGAAGACCCCUGAAAAUGUUUUAUCAAAUUUUGUGCUGAUCCCGCGGAACGCCCCAAAUUUGGGUUGUGUGAGAAAUUUCAAGUCAAUCUUUUUAAACAGUGCCACCAUGUGGUAUAUUUAAAAAAAAAAGUAAAAGAAAAAAACAAACAUUAGCACAGUAUGGCUGCAUGUCUUGCCAAGUUGUCACCCAAUAGCCUUGAGUCAUUAAAAAUUGAAAAUGGUAAAUGGUCUGUAUUUAUAUAGCGCUAUACUAUACUUGGAAAGAUACCAAAUACAUAUAUACAUCAUAUAUACAUAUACACACACACACA